Molecule: messenger RNA, 459 nt
Organism: Bombyx mandarina (wild silkworm)
Lineage: Eukaryota; Metazoa; Arthropoda; Insecta; Lepidoptera; Bombycidae
Source: RefSeq, a predicted model, not a curated record
AUGUUUCGUAUUUACAAAAUGAAGUUUGUGAGCUUGUUUUCGGGAAAGACGACGGACACGUUUGAAGCAAAAAAAGGCUCGCUGGCUUCGUCACCAGAUGUUGAUAUACGGGCCUCAAUCGCGUCACCCGGAAGGACGCCGUUCCCGAAGUUUCAAAACUACGAGAGUGACAGUGAAACAGACUCUUGCGGGAGUGAACAACAAGAAGAAUACUUGGAUAAUGAAUUACUUCAUGAAUCAUCAAUCAUCGAAGAGAUCCCAACAUUAGAUUCUGAACGCUUUGAACAUAUUCCCGUGUUAAGAACACCGAAACGUCAUGUCUCGAGAAGAACUGCCCUUGAAAUAACUAGAAGAAGAAUAGAUUUCGAUUCACCAGAGUAUAUUGAACUCGGAGAUCUGCAAAAGAAUAAUUACAAAAACACCACAGACAAAACCAGCGAAGAGAAGAAUCAAAUUUAA